UAGUAACGAAACGGAGGGCAUUUGAAAAUGGAAAUGACAUCUAACGAUGAUUUAAAGAAUUAUUUGAGAACAGCCCUAAAUGAUGAUGGAUUUUUAGGUGAAAUUAAAGCUGAUAUAUUGAAGAAGAUUUUUAAAAAAAUAAGGAAUCAAUCACCUGAAUUGAAAACAUCUCCUGCUUCAGAUAUACAUUCAAAUAUCAAAUUACUAAUUAAUGAAUUAAUAAUUGAAUAUUUAAACUUUGAAAAUUUAUCAUUUACAGAAUCUGUUUUUCGUCAGGAGUCCGGUCAUGGUAAUUUACAUAAUUUACCUAGACAAUUUCUAUGUCAAACACUACAAAUUAAACCAACUGUAAAUAUUAAAUCGUUAAUUCCUAAAAAUCAUCAUCAUAAUAAUAAUAAUGGCGAAAACCCAUUAAAUAAUCAAAAAUCUUCUACAGAAUUAAUUGAACAACCAAUCCCUUUAUUAUUCUAUAUUGUACAUUAUCUUAUGGUAAAUGGUUUAGAUAGAGUACAUAACCAUGAGUUAUGUAAUAAAGAUUUUUCAAGUCAAGAGCAAAAAUCAAUCACUAAUGGUCGGUCUAUAAAUAAUCGAAAUAAUGAAGAUGAUUACAAUCACACUUCUCUUCAAACUACACAAAAGCAUUCUCAUCCAGAACAUAUUUUAAUUCAUGAACCAACUGAUAAUACAAAUUGGAUUAAUUCUGAAUCUGAUUUGUAUUAAUCUUUUAUACAAUCGGAAUAAACUUCUAAUACUGUAUAUAUUUACUUGUUUCUUUAAUACUAUUGUUGUCAUUUAUUUAAUAUCUUACUAUCCUGUUAACAGAGCUGUCUACUCUCUC
This is a messenger RNA of Schistosoma bovis, 838 nucleotides long. Lineage: Eukaryota; Metazoa; Platyhelminthes; Trematoda; Strigeidida; Schistosomatidae. The record is from the annotation of a GenBank genome assembly.